AUGCAUGAUCAAUUCAAGCGCAUUGGCAUCGUUGGGGCCGGGAACAUGGGCUCCAUGAUGGCCUUUGCCUUUUCCGAACUCGGUCACGAUGUUUCCAUCUGGGAUGUUCAAAAGGAGAACGUGGAUCAGCUCUUGAAAUCGGCCCAGAGCAUCGAAGGACAGGGGAAGAUCGAAGGAUUCGAAGACAUUGGUGAAUUCACCAAGAGCUUAGAGGGUCAAGGAGCACGGAAGCUGUUUAUUUUCUCUAUCACCCAUGGCGACCCGGCAGACUCGGUUCUGAGUAAGAUCAAGCAUGCAUUGAAAGAAGGCGACAUCAUUCUCGACGGCGGGAAUGAACACUACCGGCGUACCGAAAGAAGACAGAAGGAGUGCGAAGAAAUUGGGGUGAGUUGGAUUGGGACUGGUGUUUCUGGAGGGUACCAGUCUGCUCGUCGUGGACCCAGUCUGUCUCCGGGAGGCGAUGAGAAGGCGCUCGAGCUUGUACUACCGCUACUGGAGCGUUAUGCCGCCAAGGAUCGCAAGACUGGCCGCCCGUGUGUAGCUCGAGUCGGCCCCGCGGGCUCGGGACAUUUUGUCAAGAUGGUGCACAAUGGGAUCGAGGGUGGAAUGCUCUCAGCAGUUGCCGAGGCUUGGUCUAUCCUCUAUUAUGGACUUGGCCUCAACUACGACGAGAUUGGGGAUAUCUUCGAUGAGUGGAAUCAGAAGGGCGAAUUACGAAAUAACUUCCUGUUGGAGAUUGGAAUCGAAAUAUGUCACAGGCGAAAAAGCCCCGAAGGUGACGGUAAGGGCGAAGGAAUCGGUGAACAGAACGAAUAUGUCCUUGAUGACGUUCUCGACAAAGUUGUACAGGAUGACGACGAUACCGAAGGAACUCCUUAUUGGUGUGUCAUGGAAACGGCGAAUCGCCAUGUUUCUGCGCCAACUAUUGCUACAGGUCAUUACAUGCGUAUCGCCAGUGGGAACCGUGCCGAACGACUAAGAGUAGCCGAAAAGCUGCAAACACCAAAGCCCAAGUCUAUUGAGGGCAUUGAUGACCGAAGGCUUUUCAUUGAGGAUUUGCGUCGAGCAGUCUACUGUUGUUUCCUCUCCUCGUUCUGCCAAGGUCUCGAACUGAUUGCCCGGGCCUCUGAGGACGAAGGAUGGAAUAUUGAUCUGAACAAAUGUCUCCAGAUCUGGCGUGGAGGAUGCAUUAUCCAGUCCGAAGCUAUUGCUGACCUCCUGCAACCUUUGCUGAAAUCAGACGUGCAUUAUACCAAUUUGAAAGACAUUGACGACGUAGCGCAAGAGUUAAAGGGGAACUUUGACUCCCUCAAACGGAUCGUGAUCGACUCGACAUUAUCUGAUCAAUAUAUCCCGGCGAUUUCUGCGACCCUGGAGUACUUGAAGUACGCCGGUGGGACCAUGUUGCCCACAAAAUUUAUGGAAGCACAGAUGGAUCUCUUUGGCGCCCAUGCAUAUUACAAGCCAGGGGUUUCGGGAGAAGACCCUGGGCCUCCGCACCCUUCAGGAGAAUCGAGUCUGCCAAGCAACUUGCCAAAAGAAUGGGUUCUCUUCCUAACACUUACGCGGGUGAAACCCGUCCGGAUCGCGGUUAUCGGUGGAACCGGUCUUCGCGAACUCCCUGGAUUCACUCAGGUUGCUUCUUUGGACAUCUCGACUCCAUGGGGUGCUCCCUCCUCCCCGAUCACGAUUUUGCACCACAAGUGCUCUCACAACCAGAAAACCGUCGCUGUCGCCUUCCUCAGUCGCCACGGUGCGCACCAUCAGAUUGCGCCACAUGAGGUGCCUGCCCGUGCCAACAUCGCCGCCCUGCGCUCGAUCGGUGUCCGGACCAUCGUUGCCUUCUCGGCCGUCGGUAGCUUGCAAGAGGAGAUCAAGCCCCGUGACUUCGUGAUUCCCGACCAGGUUAUUGACCGUACCAAGGGCAUCCGGCCCUUUACAUUCUUUGAGGGAGGUGUAGUUGCUCAUGUUCCGUUCGGAGACCCCUUUGACGAGGGCGUUGCCAAGAUCGUGAGGGCUUGUGGCCACAGCCUCGAGGGUGAGGGUGUGGUGCUGCAUGACCGCGGCACGUUGGUGUGCAUGGAGGGACCCCAAUUCUCCACCCGUGCUGAGAGCAAGCUCUACCGUUCCUGGGGAGGCAGCGUUAUCAACAUGUCCUGUCUCCCUGAGUCCAAGCUGGCUCGUGAGGCCGAGAUUGCCUACCAGAUGAUCUGCAUGUCCACGGACUAUGACUGCUGGCAUGAGGGUACCGCAGACGUCACCGUGGAAAUGGUCAUGGGAAAUAUGAAGGCCAACGCUGAGAAUGCUAAGCACUUCGUGACUGCCGUCCUCGAUGAGCUCGCUGCUGACAAAAAUUCCGAACUCGUACAAGCCAAGCAUGUCGAAGGAUCCGUCAAGUUCGGCCUUAGCACUGCACAAUCCCACUGGAGCCCCGAAGCCACGAAGAAGAUGAACUGGCUCUUCCCUGGAUACUUCAACUAA
This is a messenger RNA of Aspergillus alliaceus, 2481 nucleotides long. RefSeq names its product 6-phosphogluconate dehydrogenase, decarboxylating. The transcript has 5 exons. The coding region runs from base 1 to 2481 and encodes 826 amino acids. Gene Ontology annotation, biological process: pentose-phosphate shunt; pentose-phosphate shunt, oxidative branch; nucleoside metabolic process. The record is from RefSeq and is a predicted model, not a curated record. Gene Ontology annotation, cellular component: cytosol. NCBI's taxonomy places the organism in Eukaryota, Fungi, Ascomycota, Eurotiomycetes, Eurotiales, Aspergillaceae. Gene Ontology annotation, molecular function: S-methyl-5-thioadenosine phosphorylase activity; phosphogluconate dehydrogenase (decarboxylating) activity; NADP binding.